UUUAAAUAUAAACAAAAACAAAACAUAAAUCUUCUGCGAAUUAUUCGAAAAAAAUAUUAGAAUGCAAAAUAUGUGCUUCAUUUGUGUGAAGGAAAAAUUACACUAAACUAACUUAAAGGAAGAAGAUUUGUGGAGAAAGAAAGUUUUGUUUCUAAAAGGAGACAAGGAUAUAAAAAAUUAAAAUAAAAUAUUAUUUUAGUUUUUGGAUAAAUAUUUACUGUUGAAAAAUAAUGUGCACAGAGGUUAAUUCUGCAAUGGGUCUUCAAGCUACUGCCGCUAAUAAGCGGAAGCAUGAUAUUACGUUUGAAGGCAAGGAUGCAAAUACAUAUACAAACUGUCCGCCACCAAACAAGACCAGCAAAUGGUCACUUAACAACAAUAAUUACAUUGAAGCAAUUGAAGAACAAUUAACAGGCCAUAAGCUUACCAUUAACGAUAGUAAACCAACAGCAACACUUGUAGAGUGCACAAAAGACACUAUAAAUUUAAACAACAACAAUAAUGAAAGUAAAAGUUGCAGCAAUGACUGCAGCAAUAAUACCACAUUAACGAGUAUUAACGGUAAAGAAGUUACUAAAGUUACUGAACAUAUAACAACAACAUCACCUUUAGUCAGCACAUUGGUAACAAGUUUAAUUCCUACAGCAGCCGAAGUUUCAGCAACAACGCCGCUGCCUCCCACAUCAACUACACCCGUCCCUGAAGACAGUAUUGCUAAAUUAGAAGUUGUGGCAGCUGUACCCUGUGAACCAUGGGCGACAAGCACCGAACCAGUUGAUUGUAUAUCAAAACUGCAAGCAGUUGCAGUACCUAGCGAUCCAUGGGGUAGCAUAUCAACUCGUUCAACACUCGCUACAACGCUACUCAGCGCUGAUGAGUUAGACGAUGACGACGAUGAUUUUGAAGAUGAUUAUGAGGAAGAAGAGAGCAUCAUACCAACCUAUUGUCCAUUACGGUAUCAUUCAUUUCCACCAACUUCAACGCCGCCACAUCAGUCACCUCAACGUUUAGGUGGCUAUUCUCCCGCACAUGGUUAUGUUUCAAGGCCUAAUUUCUAUUCAGAACCUUUUCCACAACAAAAUUGCUCACGCACUGGCAGUCCACAACAUGUUCGUAUAGUGAAUGGUUUUACACAAUGGCAAGCUAGCAAUAAUGGUGCACAACAGUUUUAUGUACCACCUGAAGCGGCUUAUCCGCCGCCGCAGCAACAGCAGACAAUACGUUGUGCUGAAAAUGGCAAAUCUUAUCUGGAACUUGGUUGUAGUAGUCCAACACCAAAUGUGAAUAAUAAUACACCUGUUCCUCCACCGCCAUUCAACAGUUUACACGUAGCUGCAGCUAACUUAGAUGCUAGACAUCCAUUGAAACGUUGCUGUGAUGGGCGCAGUACUUGGUGCAAUACGAACAAAAACUGCUACAAAGAUAUACGAUUAAAAAUACGAAACAUCUCCAUGUUUAAGUUAUCGCGUUUCCGUCAAGUUUCAGAACAAUCCUUAUACCGAUCAGUACUAAUAUGUAAUACGUUAAAGCGCAUAGAUCGUGAAAUUGAAGCCGAAGCAAAAGAAUUACAUCAGGUGGCAGCGCAUAUAGCACAACAACAUCACCAUCAACAUGCACAAUAUCAUCAACACCAUCAUCCGCACCAUUUGCAGCAUCAUUCGCAUCAUAAUCACCAUCAUAGUCAGCAGCAGCAAAUUAGUCAGCCACAACAGCAACCGCCACAAGCACUGUUGCAUCAACAACAACAGCAUUUAGAAUAUGCACCAGUAAUGAAUUGUGCAAGACUAGCCAACAUGGAGUAUCAAGUGCAGCAGCAGCAUCAAACGCAACAACAUCAACUGCAUCAACAACAACAGCAGCAGCAGCAGCAACAACAGCAACAUUUUCAACAACAGCAGCACACGCAAAUGUAUCACAAUCAACACGACCGUUUAGAUACGCCACCGCCAUAUUUAACAACGCCACAACCGCAACUACAAAAACCUUUAACCAAUUUCAACCUGAACAAUACCAACUGUGAUUCAAAUGUAACAACUUCGGCGACACUACAUCCAUACGAUCAUUAUCCUUUCCGGGACGCACAAUCAGGCCGAGCAACACCUUUUCCAUGCCAAACUGUGAUCUCAACACCAUUGGCCUCAGUGCCACAAACACAAGCACCCACGGCAGUGAGUCCAACAGCUACUGUAGUUGCACCACCAACAGCACCCUUAGCAACACAGGUAGCCAACACAGCAAUGCCAGUAGCAACCAACCUAACGAGUGCCACCAGCUGUUUGAAUGAUAGUGAUAGCGGGUAUGCGGACGAUGAUUCAACGAGAUCAAUUAAUUGGAGUUCUGUGCUGAGUCUUUCCUCACAAUCAGCACUAGAUCCAUUAAAUAAUAAUGAUUUAUUUUCAAUAUUACCACCAGUUACAUCAGUAACAAAUCCUGCCACAGCUGUGCCUGUACCAAUAGCAACAGCCAACUCAACAUUAACUGCACAAAGUGAAUCCUCACAACAAAGUACAGCAGUAUCGAUUAGCGGUUCCUUUACAACGGUGCAAAGUUCAACCACAACAGCAACGGCUUGUUCAAGUGCCAGUACAAGUACAACAGCCAACAGUAGUGCAGCAAUAUCACCAACAUCGCCCAGCUCAUCUACAACGGCCACAUUCACUACACUCUCCACUAUUUCUUCUGCAACACACUCGCUCACCUCAUCGUUUGUAAGCACGAAUAUAACAUCAAGUUCUGCCUCAACAUGGGAAUAUGGUUUUCUAGAUAUGGAAUUUGGAUUGGGUACCGAAUUUACAGAACUAGUACCCAGCUGUAAACUUUCCUCCGAUGAACUCUUUAAAAAUGGUUUGACACCUGUAUCGACCUCACGUUAUUCCACCGUGCAUGAUAACGAUCUAGAACAACCGGCACAUAUCAUGGUCGGAAGUUAGUAUCAAUUGUAAGCACUAUAGGCCAGUGCGAUAGGCCAGUGAUAUUUUAUUAUGGCAUAUAGCCAAGCUUGUGAUGUACGCACUAAGAAGAAGCAGGUUCCUUCUACUUCAACUACAAUUUUACGAGUAUAAUCUUCAGUUUUAUAUUUGAUAUUUAUUUUUUGUACACAAAAGUAUUUGUCUUCACUCUCGUUUAAGCCUCGUUUUGCA
Molecule: messenger RNA, 3140 nt
Organism: Teleopsis dalmanni
Lineage: Eukaryota; Metazoa; Arthropoda; Insecta; Diptera; Diopsidae
Gene: tara
Product: probable serine/threonine-protein kinase yakA
Exons: 2
Coding region: 231-2930 (899 amino acids)
Cellular component (GO): nucleus
Molecular function (GO): transcription regulator activity
Source: RefSeq, a predicted model, not a curated record